Salvia splendens (bonfire salvia) is the source of this 709-nucleotide messenger RNA. RefSeq names its product 17.3 kDa class II heat shock protein. NCBI's taxonomy places the organism in Eukaryota, Viridiplantae, Streptophyta, Magnoliopsida, Lamiales, Lamiaceae. The record is from RefSeq and is a predicted model, not a curated record. The coding region runs from base 89 to 568 and encodes 159 amino acids. The transcript has a single exon.
ACACACCUCCCCACCCCUUUCCUCAUCUCAAUCACAAUCUCAAACAACAGCAACAAAGCAAAACUCUAAUUUCAAAUCUGAGAAGAAAAUGGAUUUCAGGCUAAUGGGAUUGGACGCUCCCCUCCUCCACACCCUCCACCACAUGCUCAACGAAGAGGACGGCAGCGACGCCGCCAAAUCAGCAGCCGGCGGCCCCACCCGGACCUACGUCCGCGACGCCAAGGCAAUGGCGGCGACGCCGGCCGACGUCAAGGAGUACACGGGCUCGUACGUGUUCGUGAUCGACAUGCCGGGGCUCAAGUCCGGCGACAUCAAGGUGCAGGUGGAGGAGGACAAUGUGCUCAACAUCAGCGGCGAGAGGAAGAGGGAGGAGGAGGAGGAAGGCGCUAAGUAUGUGAGGAUGGAGCGCAGGAUCGGCAAAUUUAUGAGGAAGUUUGUGCUGCCGGAGAAUGCCGACACGGAUAAGAUCUCCGCCGUUUGCCAGGACGGGGUGCUCACUGUUACGGUGGCGAAGCUGCCGCCGCCGGAGCCCAAGAAGCCCAAAACUAUUGAGGUUAAGAUUGGUUGAGAGGUGGGGGUGGGUGAUGGGCUAUGAAUGGGAGUGUUAAAUAAUGAUGUUUUCUUUUUUUGUUUUGUUCUUUUUGGCUGAUCAAUGUACUGGGCACCUCCUAAAUAUCCUCAAUAUGAGUUUUAUGAGUUUGGUUUCUAA